Molecule: messenger RNA, 1818 nt
Organism: Symbiodinium sp. CCMP2592
Lineage: Eukaryota; Dinophyceae; Suessiales; Symbiodiniaceae
Source: the annotation of a GenBank genome assembly
AUGCUGCAGUGCCGUGCAAGAGAGGCCUUGGGUAACUUAAGUGCGUACAAGAAUGCCAUCCAGGCCUGUGGGCCAAAAGCACAGUGGCAGCGAGCCCUCGCGUACUUGGCGGAUCUUUGCAACACGGGGUUGCUGGCGAACGCAAGGGUGCAUACUGCUGUCAUCAAUGUUUGCAAGAGAGCUGCUAAGUGGCAGAUGGCCUUGGCCGUGCUUGCCCAUGCACAAGACAAAGAUUUGCUCCUGGACGUCGUGGCCCUGAGCACAGCUGUGAGCGCCUGUGAACGGGGUGCUAAGUGGGAGCAAGCAUUGGGAUUGCUAAGCUGGGCGGCGAGGCAAACGGUGCAAGUGGACGUGAUUCUCUGCAAUUCUGCAAUCAGUGCCUGUGAGAAGGCUGGACGCUGGCAGGAGGCAUGCCUCCUCGUGACAAGAGUUGAGGACCUGCGCAUGCUUCCGAAUGCCGUCACUUACAACGCUGCGAUGAGUGCUUGCAGGGAGGACGGCCAGUGGUGGGUUGCGAUGGCUUUGUUGAACCAGAUGUUGGAUUGCCAAGUCUUGCCAACAGUCGUAACAUACAAUGCUGCCAUCAGUGCUUGUCAGGAUCCUUGUGCAGAUGUUUGGUGUCGCGCAGUUGCACUGAUCGUUGACAGUCUUGUACUGUCCAAAGCUAAGGACCUGGUCACUUACACCUUGGCCAUCUCUUCUUGCCAGUCUCCGAUGGCGUGGAUGCAAGCGCUUGCCUUGCUUGGCGAGGUGGAGAGGCAGGGGCUGCAGCUGGACAUCGUCGUGUACAACGCUGCCAUCAGCGCCUGUGGCACGGCACGAUGCUGGGAGUUGGCCCUUCACAUGGUGCAGGAAACAGAAGCGACAUCGCUUGCCCCAGACAUCGUGACUUUCAAUGCCGGGAUCUGCGCCUGCCAGGGACCAGGUUUGUGGCCGCGAAGCUGCGACCUUCUCCAGCAGCUCGAGGGCCGGCAACUGAGACCGGAUGUCUUCACUUACAACCUGAUUCUCCGUGCUCUGGAGGAGCAAGACGCUCAGUGGACCCUUGCCUUGGAGGUGCUGUCUCAGGUUGAGGCCAAAAGCCUGCAACCGGACGUGAUCUCCUACGUCACCGCGAUAAGCGUCUGCGAGCGCACAGGGCAGGCUAACAUCGCUCUGCGACUUCUUAUGGAGAUGAGGGCUCGGCGACUGCAGAGCAUCAUAGCGUUGAAUGCUGCAAUCAGUGCAUGCGGGCGAGGGGAGCAAUGGCAGCAGGCCCUUAUACUCUUUUCCGGUGCAGAGCAUCAUCAGCUGGCUGUGGACGUGGUGACGUGCGGGGCGGCGGUCAGUGCGUGUGAGAAGGCCGGGCAGUGGGUUCAAGCUCUUCAGCUUCUUUCGUCCGCUCAUGCGGGCCGGCUACGUCUCAACGUCGUGGUGCUGAGUGCGGGUAUCAGCGCCUGCGAAAAGGCCGUCCGAUGGGAAGAAGCCUUGUGGCUGCUGUUCGAUCUUCAAGUUUGGCAGCUGGAGGCUGACGUGACCAGCUACAGCGCUGCGAUUAGUGCCUGUGAGAAGGCCGCGGAGUGGCGACGGGCCUUGCAGUUGCUUUCGCAGGCGGAGGAGCAAGGACUGCAAGUGAACCUGAUCACCCUGAGUGCAGCCAUCAGCUCGUGCGGGCAGCUUCCUCGCAACAAGCGCUUCCCUCAUGUCUUCUUGAGACGUUUGCUGUUUGCCCAAUGUUUGGGAUGCAUAUUUGUGAGUAUCGGGGCUUACUUUGGUACAGUGUAUAGGUUCGUUUUCAGCGUUUCUGAGCUGAACUGCUUCAUGACGAAGGGCUCCUAG